Messenger RNA from Danaus plexippus (monarch butterfly), 1523 nucleotides. RefSeq names its product PEST proteolytic signal-containing nuclear protein-like. NCBI's taxonomy places the organism in Eukaryota, Metazoa, Arthropoda, Insecta, Lepidoptera, Nymphalidae. The coding region runs from base 129 to 728 and encodes 199 amino acids. The transcript is spliced from 4 exons. Gene Ontology annotation, biological process: protein ubiquitination; proteasome-mediated ubiquitin-dependent protein catabolic process. The record is from RefSeq and is a predicted model, not a curated record. Gene Ontology annotation, cellular component: nucleus.
UUUGGUGUUGUAAAUAAAGCUCAGUUUCCGACAAGAUGGCCGAUUGACUUUUUAAUUUACAUCACUGUUGAGAAAUGGAAAUGCAAACAAAAAUUUGUUUCAAUCACAUUACAUAGAUCUUUAUUAAUAUGAGCGAUCGCUACAGAGAGCACAAAGGGUCGUCUCGAACGCGCGAUGAUUCUAGGAAGCACAAGGAGCGUGAGGCGAGGCGCACGAGGUCUCGCUCGAGGUCACCCAGACGCAGGCGAGUCUCCCCGUCUGGCCACAGAGGAUCCCCCAGCAGACCGGGCCGAAGUCGGGAGAGGAACUUAGAAAAUGCUGAUAAGAGACGAUAUUCCGAAAGUUGGGAAGAGUCAGACGAAGAGGUGCCGGCUCCUCCACCACCUCCUCGUAUUAGUAAAAUCUCGAUUGACUUCUCAAAACCUAAGGCUCCCAUCAAAAUGACCCUCGGUGCUACAUCUAAGCCAGCUCCAAAACCAACCGUUGCGUCCGUGUUCAACGCUGAUGAUGAUGACGAACCUGAAGAAAUGCCGGCGGAGGCGAGGAUGAGAAUGAGGAAUAUUGGGAGGGAAACUCCAACAUCGGCUGGGCCAAACUCAUUUGGAAAAACGAAGCAAGGCUUCUGCGAUGCCAAGAAAGUGUUUGAAAAGAAUCUAAAACAAGCCCUCGAAACGGCUGACAAGCCAUCAGUGAAGUUUCCACAAACCAUUUACAAGAUCAAACCCUAACAUUAGAUUAUCAAUAAAUAUCAUAAAUUACAUUUCAGAACUUAUGUCACCGAUAAAGAAAAUUUUUCACAUUUGCAAUGUUAACUGUUUGUGAUCAAACAUUUCAGACCUUAGUUUAGUUUUAAGGUAGUUAAGUUAACUUCCACAACUGCUUCAUUUUAUUUCCACAGUAUUUAAUCCAUGUGAUAGAUUGGUUAGUUGUACCGGCCCCGGCGCAUGUAUUUGAAAUUAUGAAUUUACAUUAUAUCUUUAAAUACUAAUACUUUUUUAAAAUGUGAUCCUUUUAAAAAUUUCUGAAAUAAGUAAAUCUUAUGUUAAAGUAAACAAGACAUUUUGAUUUUUGGGCAUGGAAGGUCUUAAGUUCACAGAAGUGAACUGAAUAAGGUCUUUCCUGAAUAAGGUAUUAUUCACAAAUGAUCCUUAGUGUAACAAUAAAAAAAUGAGAUGCUGCAAUUUUUUCCUAUCUGCUGUUUCAAGGAUUGUACUAAAAAGCUGCAGAAUGCUUGAUUGAGUAUUCUAUACUCGGCGACCUCAUGAGUAUGAAGUCUCCGCCAAAUUGUUUAAGGAUAAUUUCUAUUAAUUCACUGUACAAAAAAAUGUUGGUACCUAUUUUCACAGAAAGGUUAGGGGAAAGAUCGUUUUAAGCCAUGUAGAUAAGCAAGUUUGACCCUAACAGAAAAACUGUCAGCAAAAUUUACUUUAUAUAUGCCCCGACUAAAAUUCAUGGGCAAUUUGAAUACAAAAAAAAUUUUGUUUACUUGAUCAGUGAAAGGCAUGACUUUCUCCAACAUGAUU